ACUUGUGUACAUUUUGUAUGCAUCGGCCGCGCGCACGAUCGAGACUAGCUGUACUAGUGUGCAAGUGAAAAAGACUGCUAUGGAACUCAAACCACCGUAUAAAAUAAUGCCGGAUGCUUAGGACUUGGAUAACUUGUGCAUAUUUCUAGACUUUCUAAUUCAUCUUAGGAUUACGGAUUUACCAUGGGAUGUGGCAAUAGUACUGAUGGGAAGGGCGAAGAUGGAGAAAAAGGAUUUUUCCAUCGCAGACCGAAAGUCAGCAUUCGAGUUGGGAAUUCUGUCAAGUUGUCCACUGACGAAACCACAAUUGUUUUUAUAUUCGGUGGACCAGGAUCUCGUAAGGGACGCAUUGUGGAUGACAUGCUCCACAUGUAUGGAUUCAAAGUGAUCAACGUUGAGGAUAUACUACUCAGAGAACUACCCAACAAAGCAAACAUCUCAGCAGCAGGGAGCAUUAGAGAGACCAUGUCUAUUGUAUCGGUAAGUAACACGCAUUCGAAAGAAGGGGGGAAAGGUAGAUGAGAGAGGGAUACA
Molecule: messenger RNA, 534 nt
Organism: Strongylocentrotus purpuratus (purple sea urchin)
Lineage: Eukaryota; Metazoa; Echinodermata; Echinoidea; Camarodonta; Strongylocentrotidae
Exons: 2
Coding region: 184-522 (112 amino acids)
Source: RefSeq, a predicted model, not a curated record